UUUUUAAAGAUGGCGGUGGCUUUCUGCGUAAGGAACUGACGGCGUCGUUUACAAAAAUCUGGGAACUAGAGAGUGUACCAACGACAUGGAAUGAGUCGAUAGUUGUCCCUAUCUUUAAAAAGGGUUCACGUAGUCCCUGUAGCAACUAUCGGGAGAUAGGUCUACUUCCGAUUGCGUCCAAGCUAUUGGCUUCCGUCAUACUUCGUAGGUUGUUCAAAACCCGAGAAAGAUUGACUCGCGGGGAGCAGGCUGGGUUUCGUUCUGGCCGAGGAUGUAUUGAUCAUAUCUUCACCCUCCGCCAAAUGUUAGAACACCGUCAUACUUAUCAAAGGCCAACAAUCUUAGUGUUUCUUGACAUUAGGGCUGCCUUCGAUUCGUUGAACAGGACUGUUCUCUGGGAUUGUCUAUUGAAGAAGGGUGUGCCUGAGGAGUUUAUUAACAUCCUAAAAGCCCUAUAUACAAAUACCUCAGGCAGAGUGAGGGCAUACAACCACCUCUCUCUAUUGUUCCAUUCGAGCAGUGGGGUUAGGCAGGGUUGCCCAAUCUCACCAUUCCUCUUCAACUUUGCCAUCGAUGACAUACUGGAAACAGCUCUGAUGGAUGUAAGUAAUGGCUAUGUGGAUCUGUUGCCUGGAGAAGUUCUCGACAUUGAGUAUGUGGAUGAUAUUGUCUUACUGUGCGAUAAUGCCCAAGCAAUACAAUCUGCACUUAAUCAGUUGGUAAUCAGUGUCCGUAGGUAUGGUAUGUGCUUUGCACCUUCGACGUGCAAAGUACUUCUACAAGACUGACAGGACUCUAAUCCUGUACUCACUCUGGAUGGUGAGCAGAUAGAAGUAGUCGAGAAGUUCGUGUAUCUGGGUAGCUGCAUAAGUGCUGGUGGGGGUGUGAGUGAUGAGAUCAAUGCACGUAUAGUGAAAGCCAGAGCGGCUUAUGCCAAUCUGGGCCAUCUUUGGUGCCUUCGUGAUGUUAGUCUGGCUGUAAAUGUUCGGAUCUACAACGCGUCGGUGAGAGCAGUUUUGCACUAUGUUUGUGAAACCUGGCCUCUCCGAGUUGAGGAUGUUAGACGACUCUUUGUGUUUGUUCAUCGUUGUCUCCAACGGAUUGCUGACAUCCAGUGGCAACACCAUGUUAGUAACGCAUAGGUUCGGCAUCGUGUGUUCGAGCACAGAGACGAUAAUGCAAUUGGUGUCACCAUCUUAAAACACCGACUUCGGUGUCUUGGACAUGUUCUACGAACGUUGCUUCAGAGAAUUCCACGUCGUGCGUUAUUUGCCGACUCUGGGACUGGUUGGAAAAAGCGGAGAGGUGGUCAGUGUAUGAUAUGGUUUCUGGGUAUGAAAGAAAGCUGCAAAGGACUGGCUUCUGUCGGUCCUUCACGACUCCCUGUCUGGGGUCAGAGAAAUGGUGCAACACAGUGGCUAGAGACGUUGUCAGAUACGGUUAAGAACAGAAGGCAGUGGCGAUCCUGCUGUAACCUUCUUUUACUUUCUUCAUAAAAAGUGGUUGUAACUUCCUUAACUGAAAGAUUUCUUCUGAUUGUACCUUUCCGUUUCCCCCAUUACUAUUAUUAUUAUUAUUACACUACCUUACACUAAUCUGUUCGUUACUUUGUUUUACGCUCCUUACCUUUUUUUUCUCUUCGAUUUCUCGUUGUUUUGUGUGGCGCAUAUAUAUUUUGUGCCCUCUUGUACCAAUAUUUGGGUGUUCAAAUAAAAUAAAAUAAGUCUUUAAAACAAUUUAGGACUAAAAAUAUAAAACAUUAUCUAUGUCAGCCUAGUGUUUACAAAUCAAUAACUUCUAUUUUUUUUGUUAUGCUGAAAUGAACUUGCUUUUUUAAAUAUUAGUUACAUUAAGGUAAUCAAUUUACGCUUAUAUUUCAACUUUCUAUUUUUAAAUAAACUAAAUUAUAUUUUAAGUGUAUUUUUAUAUAUAUUCCAGUGACAGAGUUAGGCCUUGAACUUAAUACAAGUUCAUAGUACAAUACAAAAUUUUAUAGAUUGGAACAAAAAGCAGGAAAGAUCAUUAUUAUAAAAAAAAUUAGUUGUAACAAAUAGUCAUUGUUUUCUAGACACAAACGAUGAUUACAAUUAUUUUUCCUCAGUAUGUGUAUGUGCAACAAGUUCUACAUACACAGGUAUAUGACUUCAUUGGGUUGAUAGCUUAGAAUUCGGGUUGAAAAUUCAUUAUACAUUAAUUAUCAAUAAAACCGAUUAUAUAAGGUAGCUCUGCUGAAGGUAUGCAUUGCCGAAUAAAACCCGUAAAAAUUUAUUUGCCUUGAAAUCUGUCAAACUUGUGUAAACAUUUCACUUAGGAAUAUUACAAAAUGGUUAGGGAACUUUUACUUUUAAACACUCAAAUGAACUCGUAUGUUAUAGCUUUUGUAACUAUCAACUGGUCCGUCAUCCUGACCUUUCAUAGUGAUAUCGAGGAAAACUUCCCGUUGAAAUUAUAUUUCUCGUCAUUUAAAUUUGUGAGGUUUUCGUUUUAGUGUAUUUUAUUGUAGAGCGUAGGUUAGUCCGGAACGUUUAUAUUUAUUAUAUAUGGGACUCAGUUGAUCAUGUUUUUACCGGUUACGUAAUAGAUGAAUAGUGAUAAUUAGGAAACAAAUAUGAUUAUGUGUAAUUGAAUUGAUGCUAUGACAUUUGAUUCAGUAGUAACAUGUGUAAAAAGAUAACUGAUUUGUAUCUAGAUAUGUAGAUAUUAAGUUAAAUUCUUGAUUAUUAUCAACAGUGUUUUUUACUGAGCAGCACGUGCCAAUCAUAAAAAUUUCUGAUUUAUUUUCUUGAAUAAUUCCUCAUGAUAUCAAAUUAUCCGAACUGUUGUUGCAUACGCUCCGACCGACUGCAGCCUGGAUGAAGUAAAAAUGGAUUUUAAAUAAAGCUUUCUGAACUUCAUAAAGCUGAACACUCAGACAUAGUACUAGUAGCAGGUGACUUUAAUGCUCAAGUAGGUAGCUUGAACCAAACAGAAAGACAUUUAGGUGGGUAUUUCGGUAUUCCGGCUUAGCGAACAGAUAAUGGUGACCAUCUGCUGCAACUGUACUCAGACAAUCGUUUAUUUUUAGCGGAUACUAAUUUUAAGCAUAAGAAGAGGCAUCGUCUUACAUGGUGACCCCUUGCAUCGAUGGACUUAAGCAUACCAUAUUUUCAUCAGUCAUCGUUGGAGAGGGUCGAUAGAAGACUGUCGCUCGUUCUGGAAUACAUAUUUAGACUCUGGUCAAGCUCUGAUACGGGUACGCAUUUGCUUGCGCCUCACUAGACGCAGAAGAGCCAAGUUAAGACGACCCAUUAGAGUUGAACUCAGUGAUGAGAAGUGUUAUAACUUGCAGUUUCGUGCCUUUGGUUCUUUGUUUUUCAUCCCGUCGCCAAUUAUUAUAACUUGUGGGUUUGUGCCCCCAUCAAUGUAUAAUGUAAUGAUACCGCCAAUUAGUUAACACUAAUUUAUCAACCGGCCCAAUAACGCAUAAUACCCAUACCAGCAGUCUAGAGUCCUUAUCGGUCCUGCUUCCUGUCUAGCCCAGUCUGUUAAUUUCAGAACACAGAUCUCAGCCUCUGCGAUAUGAAUAAUUUAUUCCAAACAUACUGAGUUUAUAUACCAACUUAACAGACCACAUCGUACCAUAAAAUAGGAAAUAACAUUUGUACAAGAUUUGGCCAAUUGUGGCUGUGAAUGUGGGAAAUAGUAACUGAUAGACAGGAUAUAACUCAGGAAUGGGCCACAUGUUACGUAUGCCUGAACACAUUAUCACGACGCACAAUGCUGACUAGUGUUGGAGACGGCUGGAAGAAAGUUGGCGCCUGGUAUUUACAGACGAUAAAGAGUUGUCCGUGUUAGGUGUUUAAGGAAGUCCAAACUAGUAGUUCUCUUCAUAAUCAAAACUUAUGGUUAUAUAUAAAAAAUAUCCACUUAAUCGAAACUCGUGUCGUAAAUUAAAGUUAGGUUUUUAGUAUAAAAAUAGGGAUUACAAACAAGCUAAUUUUCAUGUCUGAUUGUCAUAAAACUUUUAUAUUUAUGGUAUAUCAGCAUAUCUUCCAUUUACCGUAUGUACUGUCCGAUUUUUUGUGUAUCUUUGUUUCAACGAAAGCAAAAUCCAGUAAUUGGUGUUAUUGUGUAAUGUCAAAUAUAUUUAAAAGGACUGGAUUUUAGUGCAAACAAAAUUCUUUUAUUUUUUCUGCAUAAUUAUAUGUAUAUCCAUUUUGCUCUUUCUAAUAAAGGAGAUAAAAUGAAGAUAUGUAAAAUAGGAAGUAGAUCAGAAUUCAACUUUGUUCGAUAAUUGGACUAUCAUUUCCGAAUUUUAAUGUGUUUCAUAAUACUUGUUAUUUGAGCGGAGAUUAUUGGUAAUAGAUGUUUAAAAUGGAUAUUUGGAUUUUAGAUUGAAAUUCUAGUGAGAUAUGAUUGUUUCGAAGAUAGUCGGAAUUUUCUGUGAAUUUGAAGUCAGUCGUAAUUAGCUGACAAGCUGGCAAAUAUCGAUUUACCAUAGUUGCCACACCAUAUUAACUCACGGAAGAUGAAAUUAACAAGAUGAACAGUCAAGGAAUCGGAAUAAUCACAGCAUCAAUGUUUGUAGAAAGAUUCUAAUGACUACUUUACUGUGAAAAGUCUUACAUUGUUGUCUUUUGCUUGUUUGUUUAAGUAUACCUUAUGAAUCGAAGUGUUGGCUUCCCAUGAAUAGUUUGAUUAAUAAAAUACCCGAAAGAACACCAAAUUCAUGCAUUUAGUUUCCCUUAUGAAUUUGGGUUAAAGCCAGAACAACUGAAGCAGAAUAAUAUAGAUUCAUUUCAUGUGAAGGCUUUUCCCCCAACUGUUUACAUCUAUAUUCAUACUAAAAUAUGACAUUAAAUAAUAAACGGUGGUGACUGGGAUUUCUGCUAAUAUUCAUCCCGAUUUUUCAGUCACCUAUGUCUAUUGCUCAAUAUAAUGUUAUAUUUCAGUAUAAAUACGGCUGUAAGCAGCCUGUAAAUAUAAUGAAUCCACAUUAUUCUGCCUCACUUUCCCAGACUGCUAAUUGAUUGAUUAUACUGAAUAAUGCAACGUGGCCUCGUAAUAGCCGGUUACAAGACUGAAUUUAUCAAACUGACAUGUUUACUGAUAGGCCUCAACGAUAAUAAAAUUGAAGGACCAAUUAUUCACUCAGUUUUAAUUUCCUUCUUUACCUAAUGAAACUAAACACUUUCUUGAAUGCUAAAGCGUAUGUUAUUAGAAAUUACAAUAUUCAUGGUCUUCCUAUAUAGGUUAUUGAGUAUUAAAUGAUUUGAGUCACCGGUAAUUCAUUUGUCCGUUAGGAUAGUAUACUAAAUAUAUAUAUAUAUAUAUAUAUAUAUAUAUAUAUAUAUAUAUAUAUAAAUGACGAAUCAAAUGUUUCUUCUUCACAAAGUCCAUAUUUUCAUCGUUCCCAAUUUUCUCACAUCAGUCAGUCAGAAAUAACUCAUGAGGCAUCAUAAAUAUGUAUUGCCCCAAGCUGUCACGCUAAAAGUCGAUAGAAAAUUAUUUUUACGCUGCUGACAAUUUUAAAUUUAUCAAAUACUGACUUACCCAUAUGCCUCCCUGUUACCUCUGCUAAUAACAAUGGAUUUUAUUCAUACAUUUUUGACUCAGUUCCUGAAACUUGCUACUCCAUGAAUAGUCUUUUUUUAUAGCUGUAUUUUGGUUGAAUUUAAUCUCUAUUUCGUUUAAGUGAUUAUCAUCUCAGCUUGAAAUUCGCACAGUUACUUAAUUCGCCUCUAUUGUUUUCAGCGUAAAUUGAUAUAAAGGAUGGCAUAUUUUCUCAUUUAACUCUCAGUCUAUGUCCAUGGUUGCGUAAGAAGAAGUAUUGUUUAAUUCCUCAAUCCAUUAUUUGCCACAGUCAAGGCAAUUUAUUUUUUUUUUAAUUAGUGUUAAACUUGUCAGCUUUAACUGUUGCAUCCCUUGGUCUCUAUAGUAGGGAAUGAAGUUUGUGUUAAUUUACUAGCGACAUAGACUAAGUAGAUUCCUAGGUUUUCUUCAAAUCUCGCCUCAUUUUUGUGAUUUACACAGUAAUAUUAACCUGUCAAGAGGUUUGUUUUUGUCUCUAUGAGGCGUAAUUUAUGAGUAUGUGGAACUUCAAAAUGAUCGAUAUUUUGGGUCAUAUUUUCCGACUACAUUUACGUCAAGUACAUUUUUAAAUAUAUUAUCAACAAAUUAAUUCUCAUUUUCUUCAGAGACAAUUGUCACAUGAUUGUGUUUUUUCGCUUCACUUAUUAGCGAAUGUUUUUAGACACUUUUCUCUUAUUUACGUGUACCAUUUUGUUUUCCUUUUAUUUCAGAAUUCCGAUUCACACCUGUCCCUAUAUUUUUAAAUAAUGCUCGAUUCUUCAUCAAGUGAAGAAGAGGAAGGUGUAAGUGGAUUUACAAAUUAUGGAAAUAAAUCCACUGUGUCAAAUGUUGCUGCUUGUAGUAAAGUUCCAGUUCAGUCAAGUGUAGCUCUCACAACUAGUCGGGUACCAGCAGAUAACGUUGGGGGAAGACAACGAGGUGUGCAGCCUAGGUCUUUGCGUACUACUUCUAAUGAUGUUAGCACUACAUAUGGACGCCAAAACUCAGUUUCUUCCCAUCAGAUUGAUAGUACCGAUCGUAGUCAUUCUCCACAUUCUAAACAACGUUAUACGUUAGGAUCAAAAGGUCAAGUAAUUUCUAGUCAACAAGGCCAACCAUCUCGUCAAUGGACAAAUGAAACAUUUUCACGCAGUGGUUACAGUCAAGAGUCUCAACAUCAAACUUACAGCAGCAUGCAAGAAGAUGAUGAAAUAUCUAUGUCCUCUAUGAGUUUAAACACUCAUUCGCCACAACAGCAAUCACAAUCAAAGUUUUUGAAACAUAGUACUAUGGAACGAUAUGGUCGUGAAACACAUGGGAGUAGUUCUUACAGUGUGAAUAGUACAAAUAGUGCUCCUAAUGCAGAAUCUACAGAAUCUCAUCAAGAAAAGCACCAAAGUCGAAAUCCAUCAUUAGUAUCACAGAGUCAAGAUUUAGGCACUGUGAUUAAUCAACCUGUUGUUAUUCUAAGAGAUCCAGCAGCGUUAGAACAAGAAAAGCUUGAACGUGAAGAACAAGAAAGACGUAAAGCUCUACAAUUAAAAACAAUGAUGUUUAUAUAUACAGAUGUGGAUCAAAAAGAAGUUUUCAUCUCUGUCGUGUCGUACCUUCUGUUGUGAUAUGUCUUUGUAAUGCGUUGCAUAGCAUAUCCAUUUUAUUCCAAACCACCGACUGAUUUAAUACGUCGUUAUUUAAAAAUUACUAAGCAACAAUUGAAUACAUUUAAAGAACGUUUUCAGGCAUUUCUUAGUGGGGAAUUAGAUGUUGUCGGUGACGAAGCGUUUACAAAUGCCAUACAAAGUUAUUAUGAAGGAUUUUUACAUAGUGAUCGUGUAGCUAGUAUGGUUCGUGGCGGUGGUUGUUCAAUGCAUGAUUUUCGUGAAGUAUUUCGAUUAAAUAGUGAACACCGUGUACAGUUUUUACCAGAAAUUGAAGGUUUGAAUAAAGCAAAUGUUGUCAGUGCCUGGAUGGUAAAGUUUGAUCAAAUAUGUCGUGGUGGUGCUGGACCAUCUACGGUUUUACAAAAAUUACAAGUUCCUCAACCUGAAUUAGUGAUGACUAAAGAACAAUUGUAUGAGUUGUUUCAAGCUACAUUAGGAGUAAAAAAAUAUGAACAUCAAAUUUUGUACAAUGCACUACAAUUAGACAAUGCUGAUGAACAAGCUGCUCAAGUUCGUCGUGAAUUAGAUGGACAGUUACAAGCAGUUGAAGAGUUGUCUAGAAGUCGCCAAUUUCCUCGAUUAGUUGUAAAAAAUAUGGAAAGUUUAUAUGUAGAUGAAUUGCGUAAAAUGGUUGGUGAAUUAAUGCUUCGAUUAGAGUCUGUUCCAGUGGCAAGAGGUUCUAGUAGCUUUCAAAAAUUUAAAAAAGUUAGCCGCUCACAAAAUUCUGGUACAAAUUCACCUAGUCUUCCUUAUAAAGAACAUAAUGAUGAAAUUAAUGAGUUGAACUUCAAGAACAAAUUGGGUAUUCAAUUAAGUUUUUCAGUUGAGAUUGUUGUUGGUCAAGUGAAAAAUCUGAAACAUCUACCAACCAAUAAAAUGGUUUAUUGUACCAUGGAGGUUGAAGGUGAUGCUCGAUUACAAACUGAUUUAGCUGAAGCUGGGAAACCAGUGUGGGGUACACAGGGUGAUUUUUCAACUAAUCAACCUCUUCCUACAGUCAAGGUAAAAUUGUAUGCCGAAACUUCUGGACUUUUAUCACUUGAUAGCGGCAAAGAGUUGGGUCGCGUUGUCUUAAAUCCUACAUGUACUGGUAAUCGUCAACCAGAAUGGUAUAAAUUACAAACUUCUAAAAAUGUACCGGAUGACUUACAACUACAGCUCACAUUGCGUAUGGAGAAACCAAAUAAUCUAAAACAUUGUGGUUAUUUAUAUGCAUUAGGUCGAACAGCAUUUCGAAAAUGGAUACGACGUUAUAUUUGCUUAAUACAGGUAUCACAGUAUACGUUUAUCAUGGCAUCCUACAAAGAGCGUAAAUCGGAUCCAACAGAGAUUAUGCAAUUGGAAGGAUUCACAGUUGAUUUUUGUGAUUUCCAAACUGAUUUAGCAGCUACUGGCGGAAAAUACUUUUUUAAUUUAGUCAAGGAAGGUGAUAGUGUAAUGUUUGCAACAGAUGAUGAAAAUGAACGUCAACUGUGGAUACAGGCAAUUUAUCGUGCUACUGGUCAAACACAUAAACCAGUACCACCGUCAAAAAAUAUAAGUGGAAGUAACAAUAGUAACUUGCAAAAUGUUAAUCUCAAUCCUGACAAUAAAUCAUCGUCGGCUACCUCAAUACUAACUUCUCGUGGUAAUACUUCCAGCAUAGGAAGUAGAACUCAAGGUGAUGUGGAUCGUGCACGUAAACAUGGUCUUGAUGAAUUUGUCAGUGUUGAACCAUGGAAAGUGAAUCAUGCUGAAUUAUUUGCUUUAUUACAAUCAAAAUCAUUAGAUUAUCGUAUGAAAGAUUCAUAUGUAUCACUUGGUUGGUUUAGUCCAAGUCAAAUGUUUAUAUUAGAUGAAUAUUGUGCACGUUACGGUGUACGUGGUUGUCAUAGACAUUUAUGUUAUUUAAGUGAUUUACUUGAUCGAGCUGAACAAGGCAUAAUUAUAGAUCCAGCUAUUGUUCAUUAUUCAUAUGCAUUUUGUUGUUGUCAUGUAUUCGGUAAUACUCAAGAUACAAAUAUCCGAACUGUUCUAGUUGAUGAACGUCAAAUGUUCAUGGGGAUUCGUCAACGUCUUUAUGCUCUUUUAGAAAAACAAAUUACAGAGUUUCGUUAUUAUUUUCCUUUUGGACGUCCAGAAGGUGCAUUGAAAUUAACUCUGGGAUUGUUAGAAAGAGUCCUUAUGAAAGAUACCGGUGCUCCAGCUUCAGCUGAAGAAGUACGCGAAGUAAUAAGGCGAUGUUUGGAACAAGCUGCUUUGGUAAAUUAUGCUCGUAUAUCUGAAUAUGCAGCAAUUGAAAGCGGUCGUGAUAAAGGUGGUGAAUAUUCACAAACAAGUAGUAAGACUUUGGCUGACCUUAUUCACCUGGGUGAAUUGUGUAUUGAGGUACUACGUCAAAAUGAAGAACAUCAUGCAGAAGCGUUUUCAUGGUUUCAAGAUUUGCUAACUGAACAUGCAGAAUUGUUCUGGAAUUUUUUCUCAGCCGAUAUGGUUGGUGUAUUAGAAACAAUGCCACCCGAUUGUUGGGAUAGUUUUCCGUUAUUUCAACUAUUAAAUGAUUACCUAAGUUCAGAAGUUUCAUUAAAAUCGGGAAAAUUUCAUCAACAACUAACACAAAUAUAUGCACCUUUAGUUGUACGUUAUGUUGAUCUUAUGGAGGCUUCCAUUGCUCAGUCUAUUAAUGGUGGUGUCGACGGACAACUAAACAAUCAAAAUAAUACAAAUAGUUUUGAUUCAUCUAGUACUACCGGUACAACCUCAACCACUACAGGAUUCGCAGCAUCCGCUUUAGAAACUGUUGGUGCUUUAGGCAAUGUAGGCUCAUUAGUUAGUGCAGCUGCGGUUGGUGCAGCCAAUGCAGCGAAUGUUGCAAGUCGCACAGGUGGUUUAAUGGCAGCUGCCACUGCAGCAGCCAGUGCUGCUACACAAGCUGCAACAAAUCCAACAUCUAUUGGUAUGACAAGUUGUAUACCAGUUACUUCAAGCGAAUUAUUAUGGAAGUUAGAAGCAUUGCAAAAUUUUAUUCGAGAACUACACUGGCCUGAUAUAAUAUUUGCUGAACAUAUGGAUAAUCGUUUAAAAAUGAUGGCUGGUGAUAUGAUAGAUGCUGCGGCCCAACGUAAUUUAAAUUGCUUUGAUUCAUGGCUGAAACGUUCAUCGAAAGGCACAGAUUUUAUACUACCUAAUGAAUGCUGUAAUAUGAUCAACACUGUGAUUGAACUAAAAGCAAGUAUAUUGAAAUUAUGUACAAAAGAUACUAAAGGGGAAGAUAUGCAUGAAUAUCAAAAUCAAACAGAAACUAAUUUAGAACGUGUACAGCGAAAAAUGGCAAUAUUAUUAAAUGAUAAAAUGGGUAAAAUAUUGGAAGGAAAUUUAAUAAAACUAGCUCGUUAUGAUGUGAAUACUUUACUUUCAUCAGUACUAUCAUUAACUAAACCUACGGAUGAAAUUGGCAAAGCAUAUGUUGAGUUUCUUCGUGUCAAUUUAGAACAAAUGCGUCAAAAAGUCUCUGAUGAACUGUAUAUUUUAUCAAUUAUGGAAACAUGGUAUAUGACACAAACACGAAUGAUCAAUGAUUGGCUUAUUGAACGUAAAGGAAAUGCUUUAAGUCCUUAUCAAUUCACAUGUCUUUCUACCAUUAUUAAAAAAAUGUAUUCCGAUUUUGAACUUCAAGGUAUAAGCCCAGAUGCAUUGGAUACAAUGGCUUACAAAACAAUUAUGCAAAGACUUCAAAUGGAAGAAACUGCUCAAGCUGUUCGACCUGAUAUAGGAAGUAGUCCAACACGAUCGAUACUUGGCACAAUAACAGGAAGUCUAAGUGGCAUUUCAAAACCUGGAUUCCUUAGUAAAAUGUAACAAUUAUAAGAAACAAAGCACUGUCAACUCGUCCUUCAGUUCACAUACACAUAGAUAGGAGUUUUAUGUUAAUCUUCAAAGAUUGCUGUGAAUUGUUCUUUUCCUGUCUUUUAUUUCCUUAUAUUUUUGCCAACUAUUUAUAGUUAUUUCCAUACAAAAUGAAAAAAUAAACUCGACGUUGAUAAUUUUGUGCCAUUCUAUACAUUGAAUUUCUUUCAUUGAAAAAAAAUCUUUGGAAAACAUUUUAUCUUAAGGAUUUAUUAGAAAAAACAACAAAAAAAAUCAAACUUUUCUAAUUCUUUGAUUAAUCAUCAGUGAACUGCUAAUGUGUACUUGUUUGCUGGGAAACAAAACAACAGUAGGAUUUAAUGGAUUUAGAAUUACUAACAGAACUGUGGAAAGUUUGUGAUGAUUUUAUUAGUAGAGUAAACCAUGGAUUAGACACCUUCACAUUGUGUGCUUCUUUUCCUUAAAAAUAAAUUUUAUCUUUUAAUUCAUUGUUAACUUUAUUUCAAUUACAUGUUCAAACAAUAACAUCAAUACAGGACGUGUACUAUUCUCUUUAUGUGUAUAUGACUCGAAACUAUCUUAAAAAGUGCUUUUAUGAACAGAAUUCUCUGGUAUUCGUGGCUGUGGUAUUGAUAAAGACGACGGCAACAAGAAACAGAUUGCAACACAAAAUACUGCCAACUACCAAUUCAUCUUGUAAAAAUUCAUGCCCUUCCCUCUCUUCUAACAAUAUUCACUGUAGCCUUGUAUAAAGAAUUAUCAGAACAAACAGAAACCAGUUAACAAAAGCGAAACUGGACUUUAUUCGCCCAAUAUUAAAUACAGAUAAUACUUAUUAUUUUCUCUUUGAUGAUUCAGUAUUUUUUGCAAACAUUUCAUUUUUAUUACAAUUCUAUAUUAACAUAAGAAAUACAUUUAUUCUCAUACAGCGCGUGUAAUGAAUCCUUGCAAAUGUAAGAAAAAAUAUAUUUUAUUAUCACUAAAAUGUUAGUUGAUUCAACUAAUUUGAACCCUGCUGAUAUCACAACUCGAUAAUGAUAACAAACUGUAUUACUGAUCAUUAAGUUUCAUUAAUUUCUUUACUAAUAAUAUGCAUUAUAGAAACUAAAAUAAUCAUUUUUUUAUUGUUUGCUCUCUGUAGUUAAAGCAAUCUAUUAUGCUCAAGAACGAGUACUGUUUUAACUAUACAAUCGUUAUUGUUCAUGACAACCUUACUCAUUAUUUGAUUACUCUAAUAUAUCAUCAUACAGAUCAGUUUAUUUUCACUGAUAUGUUCUUUCUCGCUUUGAAUAUACAGUUUCCUUCAUAUUUCAAGAAUACUACUUACUAAUUACUAUCGUAUACAUGCAAUGGUUUUUUUCUAUUAUGGAAAGGGAUCUCAAAGUUAACGAGCAAUAUUGCCAAUAAUGAUUAUCUUUCUAUAACUAGUCUUAUAAUCAUGAUUAAUGGUAAUUUUAUUAAAUUUCUCAACUUUAUAUACAUAUAUAACAUAGAUAGUACAGUUAUUUGGUAAUUUUUUGCUACUGUCACUACUACUCCUUGUAGUGGUAGUAGCAGUAGUUCUACUAGUAUGUAACUGGGACUUCCUUUUUUCUCAUUUUUUUGGAGGUGAAAUAAAAAGAAUACUAUUGUGAUAAUUUUUUGUUGAUUUCUUUCACCAUUUAUCAAUUCUGGGUCUCGAAAGUAGGAAAAGUAGAAUUCUUUUGGUAUACACGCUUCGUAUAUGCCUCCAAGCUAGCUGUCGGAGUGAUACUAUCAAAAAUGAGUAGGAAGCUUUUAUUGGCUAACCCAAUCGAAAAUGCAAGCACAACUUAUUCGCAGAUAUAUAGAUACAUGUUCUUCAGAAAAUUAAAUCGCAUUUCUAACUAACAGUGUAUGUUCGUUUCUGCAGAACGGUUAGCCAAUUCUUGACUAGUAGUGCGCGCCCGUCAACAUUUCUCAC
This is a messenger RNA of Schistosoma haematobium, 12999 nucleotides long. RefSeq names its product Ca -dependent secretion activator. The record is from RefSeq and is a predicted model, not a curated record. Bases 7182 to 11048 code for a protein of 1288 amino acids. NCBI's taxonomy places the organism in Eukaryota, Metazoa, Platyhelminthes, Trematoda, Strigeidida, Schistosomatidae. Gene Ontology annotation, biological process: synaptic vesicle exocytosis; dense core granule exocytosis. The transcript has 26 exons.